AUGAAAAAGCAGACAAGGGCUGCCAGGGAACAAGUGGCUGCAGGCCCCUCCAGAGGGGCACUUUAUGUUCCAACACCUGCCUCUGUGUUGGAUGGGUGUGGAGAUUCUUUCCAUGCAGCAGAUGAGAAGAGGCAAAAGGCCAGCACACAAUUUUUUGCAGAUACAGGGCUUAUGGCUUUGUUGUGUCAUCAUGAUCAUGUUCUCUGGUUGGUUAAUAUGACAUUAACAAGGGAAAACCAGCACUAUGCCCUAGUGCUGGUGAAACAUCUCUUUGACCAUCUCCCUGCCAAGAUGACUGUUGGCCUCUUAUAUGACAUUAGUUGUCAAUUGGAGCAUAGUUGUCAAAAGUGGAAACUCCUUGAUGAUGGAAUACUCUCCAGGUUGAAGUUUGGUAUUUCUGUCUUCCAUGUGUUGUCACACACCAAAGGUGUUUGGUGA
Molecule: messenger RNA, 438 nt
Organism: Pisolithus orientalis
Lineage: Eukaryota; Fungi; Basidiomycota; Agaricomycetes; Boletales; Pisolithaceae
Exons: 2
Coding region: 1-438 (145 amino acids)
Source: RefSeq, a predicted model, not a curated record